Molecule: messenger RNA, 3045 nt
Organism: Moesziomyces antarcticus
Lineage: Eukaryota; Fungi; Basidiomycota; Ustilaginomycetes; Ustilaginales; Ustilaginaceae
Exons: 3
Coding region: 1-3045 (1014 amino acids)
Molecular function (GO): oxidoreductase activity; protein heterodimerization activity
Source: RefSeq, a predicted model, not a curated record
AUGUCCGCCAAGAAACGCUCCCGCGCAUCAUCCAUAGCCUCCAGCGAGAUGCACUCGAACCACCACUCGCCAAGCUCGAGCCACAUGGGUGCCAGCGGCGGAGUGGGUGCCUCGUCCAGCCGCGGGGCCAGCGCUCUCCCGGCGUCCGGCCCGUUGGUGCACGCAUCGCAAGACCUCGACGACUUCCAGGCUUCCUUCUGGCGCUACCAGAUGGACCUUGUCGAGCAGGGUGGUGAUGCAGAUGGCAACGUCGUCGACUUCAAGUCUGGCUUGCCUACGCAGGGCCAGCUGCCUCUGGCGCGCAUCAAAAAGGUCAUGAAGGCCGACGACCAGGUCAAGAUGAUCUCGGCCGAGGCACCUAUCCUCUUUGCACGCGCCUGCGAGAUCUUCAUCUCGGACCUCACCUGCCGCGCCUUUCUGAUCGCAGAGGAGCACAAGCGACGCACCAUCCAGCGUUCGGAUAUUGCUGGUGCCAUCGGUCGUUCGGAUCUGUUCGACUUUCUGAUUGACAUCGUGCCAAGGCACGAGAGCGUGCCCAGCAGCAGGCUGCCGGGUGGAGGUGCUGCCAAGCGUGAAAAGACGGGCGAAGGCAAAGGCGUGGGUCGAGCCAGCGCCAACAGGCGGCCGCAACAGCAUCAACCACCGUCGCAGCCGCAACACCCGCAGGAUGCCAGCUCAUACGACGACUCGGUGCUGCGUGCCGUCUCGGGCGCCUAUGCAGACGCAGAAGGCGCAGCUGCCGACUCGCUCAACAUCCCGCACACGGGCGGCGCAAGUGCACCGCUGGACGCGGCGGCUAGCAGCAGCAGCAUGGCACACUGGAUCCACGACACGUCAUCCGCCGACGAGCACUCGUCGCAGCCCGACAUCGGCUCGCAUGCGCAUCAUUCGCAUCACUCGCACCACCACGCCUCGGCACAGUCGCAUUCGCAACACGGCACCCAUAGCCCGCACGAGCUGCACCACCACCCCCAUCCGCACCAUCCUGCACUUUCACACGCCGGCCAUCACUCGCACCACCACCACUCGCCGCUCGACUACGUCGCCUCCAACGCCGGCACGCCCAACAGCAUCGGCUCGAGCCCCCGCAAGCUUGGCAGCCUGUUCGACGUGUCUUGCAAGGCAAACAAUCUCAUGCGCCAGCGUCUCGGGCUGGCGGUACAGCAAGGACGCAAAGCCCACGGAAAGCAGCACCUCUUUUCGGAUGCAGUUCUCCGGGGCGUAUUGUGGGGUAUCACAUGCCUGACAGAAGCAGUCCAACGCACCUUCCACCUCGUCGACUUCCGCGGUGAACAUCCGAGGCUGCAUUCCUCUGCUGGUCUUCCCGACUCCGGGAGGCCGCAUCCGAAAUUAAGGCUCCCACGCCAUCUCCAGAGUGACGUGGAGACAUCCGAAGGGGGACGGCAGAGGAGGCCGUAUGGCGAGUGGGUUACGGCAAAGCAAGCCGAGUGGUCAACGUCGCGCACUGGCAUGGCAGGGUCUGGCUCGGCUAGCUGGGGCAAGCCCCCCUCGCACGGUGCAAAUCCUGCACACCCGUGGCUCAUUGCCUUUGGUGUCCUCACCGUCUAUUACUGGACCGUCCAGCUGCUGCGCUACAAGCACUACCGCCAUAUCCAUCAGCGCUAUGGCGGACGCUACGCCAUCGACGGCGAGCCCGCUAGCAAGGGAAAGCCGCGCAUGAUCGAUUCGUAUCGCGGCGUGCGCGAUGCGCAGCGAAUCGUGCGACUCGCCGCAAGCAUGGAUCAUCCCUUCGUCUUUACAAAGUCGCUCGAGUUUGCGCUCUUCCGCACGUACGGCAUCCCGACCAUCUCGUCACUCCUCCUGCAUACGGGCCAGCUGGGCAAGGCCGACAAUGCCGGUCGCCGAUACGUCGAUACCUCGGGCCUCAUCCAGUCCUUCAUGACCUUCCCCGUCCCCAAGCUCGAUCUUCCGGACGGCGGCGAGUCGAGUGCAUCCGCAGCUGACCGCCAGGGUUGGGAGCACUUUGGCGAGGACCCGGACGAUCCAAGGUCGUCAAUCGCGUUGGCGCGCGUCAAUUUUCUACACGGCCGAUGGAAGAGCAAGAUCUCCAACGACGAUCUGCUGUAUACGCUGAGCGUGUUCAUCAUCGAGCCGGCCAAGUGGAUCGACCGGUACGAGUGGCGCAAGACGAGCGCGCUCGAAAAGGAGGCGCUGUUUGCGCUCUUCUACCACAUCGGACGCUGCAUGGGCAUCCAAAACAUCCCCGAGACGCGAGAGGAGCUCAUAGAAUGGAGUCUCGCCUACGAGCGGAACUACAUGAAGUUCGAGCAGUGCAACCACGAGGUGGCGCAGCACACCACCGCGCUGCUCAUGUAUGCGCUGCCCAGCUUGCUGCACGGCUUUGCGACGCAUCUCGUCGUCUCGCUCAUGGACGAGCGUCUGCGGGAGGCUAUGGGAUACCCCUCGGCGCCCGGAUGGGUGAUGAGCUUCAAAGACACAUUCUUCCGCCUGCGCGCUUUGGUGGUGGGCUCGCUCAUGCUCCCGCGAUCCAAGCCGCUCGCCAACAUCCCCAUCGGCUCCGACGAGGCUGGCAAGGUCUUCUCCGUCGAAACCCUGCUCAGCGAAGGCAUCCCCGGCGUCUGUCCUGCCUCGGGCAUCCGUGCUGACCAGGGCAAGACCUGCCCUGUUGGCGGCCACUCCCACGCCGAGAAACCCGCAGAGGGAGGCUUCAAGCCCGCUGCAUGGCGCAUGGAGCUGAAGUGGUACGAAAACGAGCCAGCCUACGCACGUCCCUUUGAGCCCUGGUCGGCCGGCUGGGUCGUCGAGGAGGCCAAGAUUGCACUCGGCCUGCUAAGAAGCGAGGACCGACGCGGCGCGCAAAAGUGGAUGCCCGUCACCCUCCCCGUGCCCAAGACGCUGCAGCAAGGCAAAGACGCCGGCAAGCCGAUCGCUGGAUUUGGCGGAUUCAGGCUCGAGGAGAUGGGUCCCAAGGGCCUCGAGCUCAAGGGCAGGAACGAGGUGCUUGCCAACGCGGAGAAGCUCCACGGAACCAAGCUGCAGGGCAAGUGGGCCUUCGAGCCUUGA